GUUUGCACACAGUUCUUUACCAAGUUACCCUCAAACGCAUUCACGAAAUCUGACAUGGCGUCAUGUGUAUCUUCUCUGUGUUUUUGUGCGUUGUGGGUGGCUGUAAUGUCGGGGUUGGGGGUCCGCUGCGAUAAUACGGACUCCCUGUGUGGGGCAUAUGCACCUGGAGACAUUGUUCUUGGGAUUUUGGCAUCAGUUCACACUAAAGUAAAGGACCUUCAGGAUCGGGUUCGCCCGGAUAAAUAUACCUGCACAGACUUUGAUCUCAUACCAUUUGUCCACUCUCUGGCUACAAUUUACACCAUUGAAAAGAUCAAUGACUCUGGAUUUCUUCCUGGGAUUCGGCUUGGAUAUCUGAUGUGCGAUCCCUGUGUGUACUCUACCAAAGCCUUGCAGUGCGUGGAGCACAUGCUUUCUAUUAACAAGACACUUGCAGUUCUCACCGACAACUCAAACUUUUCCUCGCCAGUGAAGGCUUUCAUGGGCGAGAGAUAUUCUGAGCUGUCCAUUCCUGUGGCCAAACUGCUCAGCAUCUACAUGAUUCCCCAGAUCAGCUGCACAUCUUCUUCACCAGCACUGAGCGACAAAUCACGUUAUGCAUCCUUUUUCCGUGUCAUUCCAAGCGAUGUGUACCAGACGAAGGCCCUGGCGAAGCUAAUGAAGUACUUUAACUGGGACUGGGUUGGAGUGGUGACGAUAGACGAUGAGUAUGGAGAACCUGCUUUGCAGCAUUUUAUGGUUGAUUCAGGACGAGAAAGCAUAUGUGUGGAGUACCAGGAAGUGUUACCAAACUACUUAGGUUCCUUAAAUAUUGAGCAGCGCAUCAAAGCCGUGGCUGAUGUUAUCCGAAGUUCCACCGCCAAAGUUGUGCUGCUCAUUCUGAGACCAGAACAUGUGGAGAUGCUCUUUCAGGAGCUGAUUAAGACCAAUACUUCUCGAAUCUGGAUCGCCAGUGAUGCCUGGUCUACAGCACGGUUUGUGAUGAAGAUGAAGGACAUAAACAAAGUGGGCGACAUCUUUGGCUUUGACUUUGUCACAGGGAUGAUCCCAGGUUUUGAAGACUACCUCAAGAAUCUGACUGUAAGCCAAGGAGUGAGGAAUGAUUUCAUCAGGGAGUACAAACAGUUGAGGUUCAACUGCAGUCAGCAGUCAGAGCACACGUCCCCUUUGGCCUGCAAUGUGACAGACCCACUGGAGGCCAACGAUGACUACCUGCUCAAUGCUGUGCAUCUGAUGGAGGCCUACAAUCAGAGAGUAGCAGUGUACGCUGUAGCUCAUGCCAUCAGGAACCUUCUAAAAUGCAAUGACACUGCCUGCUCUGGAGCUGCCAACUUACUGCCGUGGCAGCUUGUAGACAUUCUUCACAAAGUGAACUUCACUUUGGACAAUCAGACAUACGCCUUUAAUCAAUAUGGGGAUUUUGACAGUGGUUACGAUCUCAUAAUGUGGAAAAAGAGUGGUGAUGAAAGAGUGCCUAAUGUGGUGGGGAGGUUUCUCAUAGAAAAAGACGAAGUUGAGAUUGAUGACCACAAAAUCCCCUGGACCAACAACACGGUGCCCUUGUCCAGAUGUUCAGUGACAUGUCUCCCAGGCACAGAGAAGAACAUAUCAAAUAUGUCCUGUUGUUAUACCUGUACUAACUGUAGCGAGGGAUCCUAUUCUAAUGAGACAGAUCAACUUGCCUGUAAACAAUGUCCAGAAGGCUCUUGGUCUCUUCCAGGGUCGAGGGAAUGUCAGAAAUGGAAGAUCUGGUUUUUGGAGUGGUCUGCAGCUUAUUCCAUUGUAGUGAUGAUUGGAACAGUAAUAGGUGCUCUACUGCUGGUGUUCUCAUUCAUCUUUUACAUCCUACACAGAGAAAAACCCAUCAUAAAGGGCAUCUUAGUCAUUUCAUGUCUGAUGAAAUUUGGCCUGAUGGUGAGUUUUGGAGGUGUAAUACUUUUCUUAGGCAGCCCAAACAUCCAUAUUUGCAGAGCACAACAGACCAUGUAUGGUCUUGGGUUCACUCUCUGUGUGUCCUGCAUUCUGGUUAAGGCCGUUCACACAUUCUUGGCCUAUAUGGCCUUCAACCCAGACAGACAUCGCAUGCUGAGAAGACUAGAUAAGCCCUUUGUCAUCAUAGGAAUCCUCACUGCUAUUCAAGCUCUCAUCUGCAUCUUCUGGAUGGUAUUUGAUCCUGUUGAUGUUGAGGAGAAACAAUCAAAAACUCAGUUACUUACCCUGAACCGUCUGUGCACUCAGGGCUCUAUGUAUGGCUUUGGUGCGAUGCAUGUCUACAUUGCUUUACUAGCUGUGGUGUGUUUUGGAUUGGCCUUCAAGGGGAGAGAUGAUGAGACUGAUCCUAUAGUCUUCAGCAUGCUCAUCCAUCUGUUUGCCUGGCUUUGCUUUAUUCCAAUCUUUAUCACUCAAUAUGAGUCACGCCCCAUCGUCCAGAUCUCUGGCAUUAUGGUCUCCAACUAUGGAGUCAUCUUCUGCCACUUCGCCCCAAAAUGGUUUAAGAUCCUCUCCGAAAAGUCUGAGGCAUUGAAGGCAGUUAAACCCCCAGUUGAUCCUCUUAAAGAUGAAAAUGACUCUGGGGUCGUUUGUAGGACCCCAAAUGAUAUCAUAUCAUUACGCACUAUAUCACAAACCCGAUUCAGCAUUGCGGAGUCAGAAAUAUCCAACUGGGAUAUUAACAGCCUGCAUCUUUCAGAAGUCACUAUUGAUUCAGUUAGGUGUCGGAAACCAAGGAGUCAACGACCAAGGAGUCUCUAACUUCUUUGCCACUAUCAGAUACUUUUUAAAAAGAUGGUUCUUCAAGUGUUCUUUAGCAAAGACAGUAUCAGAAUAAAGGACCAUGCAUACUUAAAUGUGUUUUUGCAAGGUGAAAUGGUUCUUCAGAUCGAUGGAGAAUGUUAUGUAUAUGGUUCUAUAUAGCACCAAAAAGGGUUCUUCUAUUUUUACAAGUCUGUCAUUGAACAGAACCAUACACCACACAUUCUCCAUCAAUCUGAUUUCACCAUGCAAUCCCAUGCCCAAUCCCAUUUUUUGGUUUUAACCCUACUCCUUGUUCUCUAGUGUCACCUUGCCCCCUGGAACUGAAAUAUAAUUAUUUGAAAACUUUCCCUGGGAAAUGGGUCCCUUAAAUAAAAAAGAGCUUGAUUUCAUUAAUAACAGUAGUAAGGUUUUCUAUGUAAACUCUAUACAGUUUGAUAUACCAAGACAGUAUUUCUUAAACAUGUGUAUGAAAUGCAAAAUAGUAUUUGGAUCUUGGAUUUUUUGGUCUGAGAAACAAAUGUGUAUAUUAUUUGUGUCAACAUCCUGUGUUCUGAACUGUUCUGUGAUUUUUCUAUCACAGAUUUAGCUCUACUUUUUUAUUUUUCCUGAAAUUAUCACAUGGCAAACAAGCAAAAUGAUGUUUAUUAUUGAUCUGGUGAUUUAUAGCAGGUGUGAGUCUUAGUCCCAUUGACCUAGACUGGAGUUGGGGAAUGCUGCUGUAGUGGAGCGGACUACAGUAACAUACAGUGGAACAGCACAUUUAAUGUUUUAAAAAAAAUCUGACCAUCUAUUAUCAAAAUAUGUUUUAUUAGUUCAGCAUUGACUCCAAUAUCUCCAUCUCAAGGGGUACAUUCUCUUAUGGAUGUGACUGUUUUGAUCUAGGAUCAAUCAGACAAAACCAGCUUCUCUGUGACUCUCAUUAACUGCACUUAAAAGUUUUCCAGCAAUGAAAUGCUGUUUUUUUUUUAUUAUUAUUUAUUGUUUUGUUUAUAUUUUUAUGUAUAAAAUUUUGUUUACCUGUCAUUUGUGCUCUGUCCCCAGGUGUGUAUAUGGCUGUCUAUUUUUAUUGUUAUA
Molecule: messenger RNA, 3828 nt
Organism: Pygocentrus nattereri (red-bellied piranha)
Lineage: Eukaryota; Metazoa; Chordata; Actinopteri; Characiformes; Serrasalmidae
Product: G-protein coupled receptor family C group 6 member A-like
Exons: 6
Coding region: 55-2751 (898 amino acids)
Biological process (GO): G protein-coupled receptor signaling pathway
Cellular component (GO): membrane
Molecular function (GO): G protein-coupled receptor activity
Source: RefSeq, a predicted model, not a curated record